AUGUUGUUUAAGUUAUUAUUAGCAUUGUUGCUUAUGUUUUGUGUUGAGGCGCAAGAUACUCGACAGAUUUUGUUAACUUUGAGCUCGGUUGGAAAUUCUGAGAAGGGGGCGCAAGGUCCACCGGGUCGUCCAGGUAAAAGAGGACCACCUGGAUUGAGAGGCUCAGCUGGACCUGUCGGCGUACUCGGUCCUAAAGGACAAAAAGGAGAAUGUACUUCAAACAGUGCAUGCGUCGAUAACACUAUACAGGAGAUGGAAAACCGGUUCAGCAGGUUUAAAAAUCAGAUUGAAACUCUUUUCCAAACUGGAGUUAAACUGAUAAAUGGAACAGUUUGGUUUUCUGCCGGAAAUGGUUAUUUAUAUCGAACUCUCCCAGCAUCAAACUAUCAUGCUGCUAAUCGUACGUGUGCAGCAAUCGGUGCAAGAUUGGCUGUUGUUGCUCCAAGAAAUAUAAACAUAACGAGAAUGAUUAAACAGCACUUCGGCGUUGCAGCACCACACACCUGGAUCGGCCUUAAUGACAUUGAACAAGAGAACGCUUGGGUUUGGGAAAACGGGGAGCGACUUUUAAGCAGUGAUACAAAUUGGUUUACUGGAGAACCGAACUCGUUUGCAUCUGGGGAAGAUUGUGUGUUAUUGUAUCCUUCAGGACAUUGGAAUGAUGUCUCAUGCGAUCGCGUUUAUACACCACUCUGCGAAAUGUCAGUGUUUGAUACAUAA
This is a messenger RNA of Ciona intestinalis (vase tunicate), 720 nucleotides long. RefSeq names its product collectin-46-like. Lineage: Eukaryota; Metazoa; Chordata; Ascidiacea; Phlebobranchia; Cionidae. The record is from RefSeq and is a predicted model, not a curated record.